UGACAACUGUGGAUGCAAGGGAUGGGUAUGGGCAUACAGAGCGGAGUGAUCGGGAUACUGUGCGUACAGAGCGGAGGGACAGGGAUAUUGUGUGUAUAGAGCAAAGAGACCAGGAUACUGUGCGUACAGAGCGGAGAGAUCGGGAUACUGUGCGUACAGAGUGGAGAGAUUGGGAUACUGUGCAUACAGAGCGGAGAGAUCAGGAUACUGUGCGUACAGAGCGGAAAGAUCGGGAUACUGUGCGUACAGAGCAAAGAGAUCGUGAUACUGUGCGUACAGAGCAAAGAGACCGGGUACUGAGCAUACAGAGCAAACAGACAGGGAUAUUGUGCGUACAGCGCAAAGAAACCGGAAUACUGUGCGUACAGAGCGGAGAGAUCGGGAUACUGUGCGUACAGAGCGGAGAGAUCGGGAUACUGUGCGUACAGAGCGGAGAGAUCGGGAUACUGUGCGUACAGAGCAAAGAGACCGGGAUACUGUGCGUACAGAGCAAAGAGACCGGGUACUGAGCAUACAGAGCAAACAGACAGGGAUAUUGUGCGUACAGCGCAAAGAAACCGGAAUACUGUGCGUACAGAGCGGAGAGAUCAGGAUACUGUGCGUACAGAGCGGAGAGAUCGGGAUACUGUGCGUACAGAGCGGAGAGAUCGGGAUACUGUGCGUACAGAGCAAAGAGAUCGGGAUACUGUGCGUACAGAGCAAAGAGACCGGGUACUGAGCAUACAGAGCAAACAGACAGGGAUAUUGUGCGUACAGCGCAAAGAAACCGGAAUACUGUGCGUACAGAGCGGAGAGAUCAGGAUACUGUGCGUACAGAGCGGAGAGAUCGGGAUACUGUGCGUACAGAGCGGAGAGAUCGAUACCAGCGCAUAGAGCAAAGAGAUCGUGGGAUACUGCGCGACAGAGCAAAGAGACCGGUACCAUACAGAGCAAACAGACAGGGAUAUUAAAGCGCAUAGCCGAAAGAAACCGGAAUACUGUGCGUACAGAGCGGAGAGAUCGGGAUACUGUGCGUACAGAGCAAAGAGACCGGAAUACUGUGCGUACAGAGCGGAGAGAUCGGGAUACUGUGCGUACAGAGCGGAGAGAUCGGGAUACUGUGCGUACAGAGCAAAGAGACCGGGAUAUUGUAUGUACAGAGCAAAGAGAUCGGGAUACUGUGCGUACAGAGCAAAGAGACCGG
This is a messenger RNA of Pelobates cultripes (western spadefoot toad), 1183 nucleotides long. Lineage: Eukaryota; Metazoa; Chordata; Amphibia; Anura; Pelobatidae. The record is from the annotation of a GenBank genome assembly.